Messenger RNA from Helianthus annuus (common sunflower), 624 nucleotides. RefSeq lists its product as uncharacterized. The record is from RefSeq and is a predicted model, not a curated record. The transcript has a single exon. NCBI's taxonomy places the organism in Eukaryota, Viridiplantae, Streptophyta, Magnoliopsida, Asterales, Asteraceae. Bases 1 to 624 code for a protein of 207 amino acids.
AUGGCACCGUAUGAAAUGCUGUAUGGAAGAAGAUGUAGAACCCCGGUUUGUUGGGGAGAAGUAGGGCAAAGGGAACUCGCACCAAAAGAUGUAGUGGCGAUAACCAAUGAAAAGAUCGACGUUGUACGGGCCCGACUAAAAGCAGCACAAGACCGACAAAAGUCCUAUGCAGAUAAAAGAAGUCGCCCUAUUGAGUUCCAAGUGGGGGACCGAGUAUUCUUGAAGGUGUCUCCGUGGAAAGGAAUAAUUCGAUUUCGUAAGCGAGGAAAGUUGGGUCCCCGAUAUAUCGGACCGUUUAAGAUUCUAGCUCGAAUUGGAAAGGUAGCCUAUCGAUUAGAACUACCUCCAUCAUUAGAAGGAAUCCACAAUACUUUUCAUGUGUCACAAUUGCGGAAAUGUUUAACGGAUGAAGCGGCUCACGUACCUCUUGGAGACAUCGAAAUAGACAAGAAGAUGAAUUACAUAGAAAGACCGGUAGCCAUAAAGGAUUCCAAGAUAAAGACUCUUCGCAACAAAGAAGUUAAGCAAGUAUUGGUUCAAUGGCAACACCGAAAGGGGUCGGAUCUCACUUGGGAAUCGGAGAACGAGAUGAGAAGGUUCUACCCGUUUUUGUUUGGUACGUAA